Acanthamoeba castellanii str. Neff is the source of this 897-nucleotide messenger RNA. RefSeq lists its product as uncharacterized. Gene Ontology annotation, cellular component: SCF ubiquitin ligase complex. The transcript is spliced from 6 exons. Gene Ontology annotation, biological process: SCF-dependent proteasomal ubiquitin-dependent protein catabolic process. NCBI's taxonomy places the organism in Eukaryota, Discosea, Longamoebia, Acanthamoebidae. The record is from RefSeq and is a predicted model, not a curated record. The coding region runs from base 1 to 897 and encodes 298 amino acids.
AUGUGGUCGGACUUGCCUUUGGAGGUGAAGAUCAAGAUUUUCGAAUCGCUGGCCAACGAUGGCCUGGGCUACACAGAGGUGUGCCGCGAGUGGCGCGAUCUCCUGUGGCAAGAGCGGUCGCAACUCGAUCUCUCUCUUCGCGCCACUCUCUCCGAUGUGUCGAACGAGGAGGCAAGUCUGCGGCGAGUGCUGGCCCGCUGCCGACGCUUGGCCACGCUCAUCCUCUCUCACUGUCCGGUCAGCGACGACGUCCUGUCGGCCUUCGUCCCAUUCGGACCCACCCUGCGCGUGCUCAUCCUUUCUUCCUGGUAUGACCGCUUGAGCAACGACGGACUCGAGCGUUUGGCCGCCACCGGAGCCCUGGCGCGGCUCGAGCGACUCGAGCUGGGCGGCUGCGUGCGAGUGACCGGCCAGGGCGUGGCCCACGUCGUGUCCCACUGCCCUCGCCUGCGCAAUCUCAAUGUCUCCGGCGUGUGGGGCUUCGGGGAUGCGCACAUGAAAGCGGUGGUGGAGUCGGCUCGGGAGCUGACGCGAAUCGACGUGGGCGGGACGGCCAUCAGCAACGUGGGCCUGCGCCACCUACUCGAGAGCGAGUGCGCGGCUCGGCUCAAGUUCGUGGGCCUGGCCCACUGUUCCCAUCUCACGGCAGACUCGUCGCAGGGCGGCAUCGUCGACCUGGGCACCCACUGCCCGUCCCUGAUUGAGCUGGACUUGAGCGGCCUGACGCAGUUGCAGGACAAGACGCUGUGGUUCCUCCUGGAGCGAUGCCGCAAGCUCGAGGCCCUCAACGUGGCCAAGUGCGAGAGCCUGGUCAAAGAGAAGAUGAAAAGGAAGCCAGCCAAGUCACAAAGGUGCCAGAGUCUGAGCCAGUGCUACAACUCCACAGUCUCCAACUGA